Messenger RNA from Amphibalanus amphitrite, 801 nucleotides. RefSeq lists its product as uncharacterized. NCBI's taxonomy places the organism in Eukaryota, Metazoa, Arthropoda, Thecostraca, Balanomorpha, Balanidae. The record is from RefSeq and is a predicted model, not a curated record. The coding region runs from base 49 to 399 and encodes 116 amino acids. The transcript is spliced from 4 exons.
UGCCUCGUUCGUCCUUCUGCCCGUCCGUCCGUCUGCCUGCAGUUACAGAUGACCUCCGCCGCUACACUCCGCGUGCUGGCCGCACUGUUAGCCUGUGUGGCCCUCAGCUCGGCAGCCACCCACCUGGAGCGGGUGGAUAUUGUGCCCGGCCACGAGAACCAGUGUUAUGUGAAGGAUCAGGAUAAAUUCUACGACUCCGGCUCAACAUGGACCGAGCCCGGCUGCAUCAGGGGAAUCUGCUCCGGAAAAGGAACGAUGAUUGAGCGCCAGAGCUGCGGCAAGGUCAGCUGCGGCCCGAACCUGAGGCUGGUGGAAGGUGACUCGGACGCACCGUACCCCGACUGCUGCCCCUCCGGCUGUGUGCCCGUCACUCCGCCGGCCGCCGCCGCCGGCCUGUGAGGGCUGUGAGUCUGUGACCCUCAGCCCGCCGCCGCCGGCCUGUGAGGGCCACCGACUGCGCUGACCCCCGGCCGCCGCCGUGCCGGCCCAGUGACCGACUGCUGUGACCCCGCCGUGCGCUGCUCCCCACUUCCGUCUCGGUGCGAUACCGAACAAUGUGCGUGUCAUGUGUCGCAUUUGCGAAACGUCUGUCACUUAGAGGGCAUUUUGCUUGAGGGCAUCGUGACCCGGACUGUCCUUGCAGUCUAAGCAAUGCCAGUGUUUGCGUUGUUACGUCUCGUCUAUCGUCACUUCCAUACAUCUUCGUGCUUUUCUAGUUAAAAAGGUAUAUUUAUGGUGGCUGUGAGAUUGAAUUAUGCUUUCUGUUACCGUUUCUGCUUAUAAAGAUACACUGACCUUGCA